This is a messenger RNA of Onychostoma macrolepis, 7368 nucleotides long. It is a transcript of the gene kidins220a, whose product is annotated as kinase D-interacting substrate 220a. NCBI's taxonomy places the organism in Eukaryota, Metazoa, Chordata, Actinopteri, Cypriniformes, Cyprinidae. The record is from RefSeq and is a predicted model, not a curated record. The coding region runs from base 163 to 5346 and encodes 1727 amino acids. Gene Ontology annotation, molecular function: protein binding. The transcript is spliced from 31 exons.
UUUAAUUUCAUCCACAGCCGUUCACACAAAAUGGCUGUGCUGUAACGCAAGACUGCCUCCAGACAAAAAGGUUAUGGAAAGCAACAGAGUUAUGUGAAUUAUAUCGGCUUACUUUGGACCUUGUUUUUCUCUGGGCGGGAGAUUGGAGUUCAUAACACAGCCAUGGAUGUGAGCACCUCUCUGAAGAUGAGCUCUCUGACCACCCAGAGUCUCUUCAGCUAUGUGGAGGAGGAAAACCUUUCGGCCAUCAAAGCUCAUCUGGACAAGUACAGAGAGGUGGACACCACAAGUGAAAACGGCCAGACUGCGCUCAUGCUGGCCUCAGAGCAGGGCAGUCUAGAGAUCGUGCAGGAGCUCAUCCGGAGGGGAGCAAAUGUCAACUUGGAUGAUAUUGAUUGCUGGACAGCACUUAUUUCAGCUGCUAAAGAGGGACACACUGAAGUGGUGAAGGAACUCCUGGAGAACAAUGCCAAUGUGGAGCAUCGCGACAUGGGGGGCUGGAGCGCGCUCAUGUGGGCCGCUUAUAAGGGUCGUGUGGAGGUGGCACGUCUACUGCUGGAGAAAGGAGCAAACCCCAACAUCACCGGACAGUACAGUGUUUACCCCAUCAUAUGGGCGGCAGGAAGAGGCCAUGCGGAGAUCGUUCAGCUGCUGCUUCAGCAUGGAGCCAAAGUCAACUGCUCUGACAAGUAUGGCACCACACCCCUGAUCUGGGCAGCCAGGAAGGGCCAUUACGACUGUGUGAUGCAUCUGCUGGAGAACGGCGCCAAUGUGGACCAGGAGGGAGCGAACUCAAUGACUGCACUCAUAGUGGCCGUGCGAGGUGGAUUCACUGAGGUGGUGAAGGAGCUGCUUAAGAGAAACCCCAACAUGAAUAUGACUGAUAAAGACGGAAACACUGCGCUGAUGAUUGCUGCUAUAGAGGGCUACACCGAGAUUGUCCAAGACCUGCUGGACGCGGGGACAUACGUCAACAUCCCUGACCGGAGUGGUGAUACUGUGCUUAUCGGAGCUGUCAGAGGAGGUCAUGUGGAGAUCGUUCGAGCUUUGCUUAAUAAAUAUGCUGAUAUUGAUGUCAAAGGCCAGGACGGUAAGACUGCCCUGUACUGGGCUGUGGAGAAAAGUAAUGCAACCAUGGUUCGAGACAUUCUGCAGUGCAACCCUGACACUGAGGCCUACACCAAGGAUGGAGAGACUCCCCUCAUAAAAGCUACCAAGAUGAGAAACAUGGAAAUUGUGGAGCUACUUUUGGACAAAGGUGCCAAAGUGUCAGCAGUGGACAAGAAAGGUGACACAGCUCUGCAUAUUGCCAUUCGUGGGAGAAGCCGCAAACUCGCUGAGCUGCUCUUGAGGAACCCUAAAGAUGGUCGUCUGCUCUACCGGCCCAACAAGGAAGGAGAGACACCCUACAACAUUGACUGCACUCACCAGAAGAGCAUCCUCACCCAGAUAUUUGGAGCCAAGCACCUGUCUCCCUCUGAGUGUGACGGGGACAUGCUGGGUUAUGACCUGUACAGUAGCGCUCUGGCAGACAUCCUGAGUGAGCCCACCAUGCAGCCGCCCAUCUGCGUGGGGCUUUACGCCCAGUGGGGCAGCGGCAAGUCCUUCCUGCUUAAGAAACUGGAGGAUGAGAUGAAGACGUUCGCCGGGCAGCAGGUGGAGCCGUUGUUUCAGUUCUCGUGGUUGGUGGUGGUUUUGACUCUGCUGCUCUGUGGAUCUGUGGCUCUGGUCCUCGGCUUUGCCGUCGACACUAAACUGGCCAUCGCUGUGGCCCUCAGCCUUCUCACCUUAUUGUACAUCUUCUUUGUGUUGGUGUACUUUGGUGGGAGAAAAGGAGGGGAGAGUUGGAGUUGGGCCUGGGUCCUCAGCACCAGACUGGCCCGUCACAUCGGCUACUUGGAGCUUCUUCUCAAACUCAUGUUCGUCAAUCCCCCCGAGCUUCCAGAGCAGACCACCAAAGCCCUGCCUGUCAGGUUUCUGUUCACGGACUAUAACCGUCUGUCGAGUGUGGGAGGGGAGACGUCCAUGGCUGAAAUGAUAGCCACUCUGUCCGAUGCCUGUGAGAGAGAGUUCGGCUUCUUGGCCACCAGACUUUUUAGGGUCUUCAAGAAUGAUGAAACUCAAGGUGUGAAAAAGUGGAAGAAGACAUGUUGCGUCCCCUCCUUCGUGCUCUUUGUGUUGACGUCGGGCUGUCUGAUCACAGGCAUGACUCUGCUGGCCAUCUUCAAGGUGGACGUAGAGAACCUGACGGUGAACGCGGUUCUGAUCGCCAUGGCCAGUGUGGUGGGUCUGGCCGUGCUGCUGAACUGUCGGACCUGGUGGCAGGUGGCGGACUCUGUGCUGCACUCUCAGAGGAGGAGGCUCCUUAACGCUGCCAACAGCAUGCAUAAGCUCAAGAGUGAGGGAUUCAUGAAGGUUUUGAAGUGUGAAGUGGAGCUCAUGGCUAAAAUGGCUAAAACCAUCGACGGCUUCACUCAGAAUCAGACCCGACUGGCUGUCAUCAUCGAUGGCCUGGAUUCCUGUGAACAAGACAAAGUGCUACAGAUGCUUGAUACGGUUCGGGUGCUCUUCUCUAAAGGUCCCUUCAUCUCAAUCUUUGCCAGCGACCCUCAUAUCAUCAUCAAGGCCAUAAACCAGAAUCUCAACAGUGUGCUACGUGACUCCAACAUCAACGGCCACGACUACAUGCGAAACAUCAUCCACCUGCCCGUGUUCCUCAACAGCCGUGGCCUCAGCACUGUCAAAAGGCUCUGCAUUUCCACACCAGCCAAUGCGGAUCAGCUGAACUCUGAUGUAUGGCAAGAGGACAUGGACAGGAAGUUGUCUCAGAACAGUCUCGGCGAGCAGGGCAGGCAGGGCAGCAAAACAGCGCUGAACCGCCGGGACACGUACCGCAGGAGACAGAUGCAGCGCUCUGUCACGCGCCAGAUGUCCUUUGACCUGACCAAGCUGCUGGUCACCGAAGACUGGUUCAGUGACAUCAGCCCUCAGACGAUGAGGAGGCUGCUCAACAUAGUGUCAGUCACAGGUCGCCUACUUCGAGCAAAUCAGAUAAUUUUUAACUGGGACCGACUAGCGUCCUGGAUCAACCUGACGGAGGAGUGGCCGUACCGCACAUCCUGGAUCAUUCUCUUCCUGGAGGAAACUGAUGGAGUCUCAGACCAGAUCACACUGAAGACCAUCUAUGAGAGGAUUUCUAAAAACAUCCCCACCACUAAAGAUGUAGAGCCUCUGUUGGAGAUCGAUGGUGAUAUUCGUAGUUUUGAGGUGUUUCUCUCAUCGCACACCCCUGUUCUCACCGCUCGUGAUGUGGAGAUGUUCCUGCCUUGUACCGUCAACCUGGAUCCCAAACUAAGGGAGAUCAUCGCAGAUGUACGAGAUGCACGAGAGCAGAUGCACCUUGGAGGAGUCAGCUAUCCCACACUGCCCCUGCAAGAUGCUUCCUUACGGCCGCACUCCACAUUUGGGCAGCACUCUUUGGCCUGCUCUCCCACAGGCUCUUUCCCCGGCUCUUUCCCUGGCUCUUUCCCCGCUGCUGGAGUGUUGCCGGCCGCUCAGCCCCACAGCAGCUACUUUAGUGGGCUUACGGGACCCCAACAUCCCUUCUACAACCGGCCUUACUUCCCUCAUCAUGUUUAUCACCUGCCCCGACAUUACCCUGGCAGCCCCCAUCACGCCCCCUCACGCCCUGCUACUAAACUCUAUAAGGACCCCAGUCUGGGACUAGAUGUAAUCAGAGAGGACUCCAGUGAGGGUCUUCCCUCUCCUACAUCCCCUUCUAUGAUAAAAUCUCAGCCCUUCAGAAUGAAGCAGGGCUCUGGUUCUGUGGUUUCUAGUGGAUCUCAGGUCCUCCUCAGUUCUCUGAGCAUCGAUGGUGUAUGUGAGAAGCUCAGACAGAUCCAGGGCCUGGACUCCAGCAUGCUGGAGCAGUAUAUCGGCACAGUCAAAAAGGCCAACGUGAACGGCCGGGUUCUGUCUCAGUGCAACCUUGAUGAGCUCAAGACGGAAAUGAACAUGAACUUUGGAGACUGGCAUCUCUUCAGGUCCAUGGUUCUAGAGCAGCGUCAUGUGGAGAACCAGCUGCUACGUGAUGAAUCGGGAGCGUGCAGCGAGCAGAGCAGCAGCGUGUUGACUCAACUCGAACCCCACAGACCCUCUGAAGCGCCACAAGACGUGACCAUCAACCCAGAAAACUUCACGUACAGCCUCAACCUAAGCUUUGAAGAGCUCAGCGGUGUGGGGCUGGAGGAAUCUGCCAGACAACACAAUGCCCACUGGCUGGCCAACACUCACCGGACACCAAGCAUAUCCAGUCUGAACUCUCAGGAAUCAUCUAACGACAUCUGCAAGCUGACCGACAAGCAGCAAGCCGAGUAUCACAAUGCUUACCAGGAGUACAUCUCGCACAUGUCCCAGCUGGAGAUAUCUGCUGCUGGACGAGAGAGUCCCGCUCAAGCCCUGUCCAGCCAGUUCCUCACAGCCAGCUCUGAGGAGAAGACUAAGGAAGGUGAGCAAGAUGGGCGCAAACCCUUUGCCAAAAAGAGCUCCAAACCUGCAGACACUAUGGUGGACUUCUCCUCCGUCCCAGACGGUGCUCUUCUAGAUCCCAUUACGGAGGAGGAUGAGAAGUCAGAGCAUGGGUCCGCUUCUAAAAUCCCACCCAGACGCAAGACCAAAGGACAGGGACCAUCUUACCACAGCAUACCGAGCGAUGAAGAAGAUUCAGGUGAGGAGGAGACAGACGCCACCCCACUGCUGAGAGAAGAACCCUGGGCUGCUGAACCAGAUCUAAGCCUCUUAGCUAAAGGGAAGAGCUUCAUCUCAGACAUCAUGCUGGACAAGAAAUCAUCCGAUUCUGGAGUGAGGUCCAGCAGGAGCUCAUCCGACCACUCGCUGCAAGAUGAGGAGAGCGAAGCGGCUCAGGAGAAGGAGAAGUCUGGUGAGAAGAAAGAAGAGGAGGCGCAUCUGAUCGAGCUGGUUCUUGAGAGUCCGGUUAAGAAACGAGUCUUACCACACAGGCUGAGUAACCUUCAGGAUGAGGCUGUGGCCCGGAUGUCCAUCUGCUCUGACGCUCCAUCUGACAGCAGUAGCCCUGAGGAGAGCUGGCCCACUUCAGCCGUGAGCAACCUCAACUGCUCACCCGACAAUACUGCGCUCAACAACAACAUCAACAACAGCACCCAGCAGGAGACGCCCGACUCCACCGACUGCCCCUCCAUCAUUAUACGACCAGGAUCCAGCACCGAAACCACCACGCUGCCAAACCAGAACCUGCGUGGAGUCCACCGGAAGAGGUCCACCGGUCCCACCACCGAUGCUGCUGAGGAACGAGAGAGUGUCCUGUGAGACUAACAAGGUUUCUUACUAACUUACUGUAAAAAAGUCUAACAACUGCAAAGAUUCAGAGAAACUGUGUUUUCUGUGUUGACUCUGAUUAGGUUUGUUUUUAUAGCUAACACAAAUUAAAAAUUACCCUUCACUGCGGUUUCUUAAUCAGUAUUUUUGGCUACACUCUUAAAAAUAAAGGUGCUUUAAAAGGUUCUUCACAGCGAUGCCACAGAAGAACCAUUUUUGGUUCCACAAAGAACUAUUCAGUCAAAGGUUCUUUAAAGAACCAUCUCUUUCUUACCUUUUUAUAAUCUGAAGAACCUUCUUUAUGGAACCAUUUAGACAAAAAGGCCUCGUGAAGCACCUUUAUUUUUAAGGUGCUAUUAUUAUAUUUUUAAAACUAUAGUUUUGCAUGAGAGAUAUUUAAAGGUCCAUAAAACAGGAAAUUGAUGAUUAGUAAAAUGUUAUAAAAUCAUUUAAGCAUAACAUUUAUAAAACCUAAAAUUGAUGGUUUACACUUAAAAGGAACUUUUUUAAAAAUAAUUUUAAGUACAAUUCAUUAACAUUAGUAAAUUCAUUAGGUAACACAAUGAAAAAUGCUUUUACAGCUUUAUUAAUUUAGGUUCAUGUUAAUUUUUGCAUAUUCAUAUUUCAACCUUUUGUGAAAUGGAAAGCUUCUUCAGUUGUUAAAGGUUCUUUAUGGAACCAUUUAGACAAAAAAGGUUCUUCUAUGGCAUCAUGAAGCACCUUUAUUUUUAAGAGUGUAUAUUUAAAAAAUGUCAGUAGGUGUUAGUUUACCUAAUGUGCUGAUUAAGGCUAAUGAAUUGAAGCUUAUUGUAGUGUUACUGAAAAAAAAGGUCUGAAAACAAGCCUUAUUAUAUUACACAAUCUUGUUUUAUCCUCUCAUCCAUCUUGACAUUUAGAUUUUUUUUUUUUUAACUGGAAAACAAAUUUAAAAUACUGAUUAAGAAGAUGCAGUGUAAAAGUGUGAGAACUGUCAUUGUUGCUGUUUUUGGAGUGGUGCUAAAAAAGCAAUAAACGGAGGCUGUGAAGCUGUUCGUAGUUUCUGAUUUGUUUAGUGCAAAUCCUGUUAUUUCAUGCUCCGUUGCUAACAUUAAAGAUCUAGAGUAGGUUGGUCCACAAUAUUCAAAUCCAUCAAGUAGAGUGGGGAUUUAACCACAUAGAGUUAGUGCUGGUGUUUUUGCUGUGAUCGGUGAUGUGAAAGCUGUUAUUUAUUUGUGAUUGAAUGCCCGGUUCACAUUCAGGCCAUCCUUGUAGUUUGAAUUCUGCCUUGUAGUGUUUAGAGUGAAUCUAUUUGUGAUCAGUGUUAUGUCAAGAGAAAAACAAGAAAUAAUAGAGGUUUCUGUGUAUGAGUAUCCUCAGUGUUUUCUCACAUUAAUAAACUUUCUUUUGAGAAUUCAUUUUAUAUUAGAAAUAAUGCAUUAUUAUAUUUGAAAAUAAAAAUCAGACACAUUUGAAGUUAAUCUCUACUAAAUGUAAGCUUUGUUUGUUAGUGUGUGCUGAUGGAUUGAACACUAAAAUCAUAACAUUUAAAAACUUUUAUUUUAAAAUUGCAUACAUUUGUGUAUUUUGAUGAGACUUGCUAACUGCCAAUCAUUUCCCCCAUAAACCAUGAAACUGAAACUAUCAUUGUUUUUCUGAGGUGAAGUCUGGCCGCCAGCAGGUGGCACACUCUUCAUAUCAACAACACCUAAUAGAGGUUUAGGCUGCAUUUGAGAAUCAACCUUUAAUUUUUAAAUGUACACUUUGCAGAAAUGUAUGAAAUAAAGAGAAGCGCAUACCACUAUUAUCUUUUUUUUCUGUAGUUAAAUAGUUUUCCUGAAUUGCAUCCCACAAAAUGACUUCCUUCAAAUGUGUGCUUCACACUAUAAAUUAAAUCUAUUUUUUAGUGUUUAAUGUGCUAACAUUGAGAAUUGAUCAGCUUUAUUCACAAAAUUUUAGUCCAGGGGAUUUGGUGUACAGUUCUGAAUAAUUAGUUGAAGAUGUAAAAAAUUGAUUGUAAUAAAAAUCACUAUCCAA